ACGCCAAUGGAAUAUGCAGCUCCAACGACAUGCCCGAUCUGCGGCAAGUCUGAGUCACUGCGACGUUGUGGCUCCUGCAAGCGGGUGGGCUACUGCUCUCGCGAGCACCAGCGUCAGCACUGGAAAGCGCAUCGUCCCGACUGCACGUAUCAGUCCAAACAAGUCCAACAACCAGAGAAGAGCUCCCCCAGUUCCACGGACAUGGUGGUCGUAGUGGAGAUCAAGAGUGGAGAAGGUAGCGGACUCACUAACAGGAUGAUUCACCACGUCUUUAACUCGCAAGUCCAAGCUAUAAGAUACAUUCGAGAACGUCUUGGCUACAGCCAGACUGACGACAUGAAGGAACUUACAGAAAUGCCGUUUCUACGAGAACUUAUGGGCUUCAGUAGCGGCGUUCUCUAUGUGGAUCCUCGUCAGAAUGUGUUCCCUCCAUUUACCAAGGAAUUUAACCGCCAGUUUGGCUUCGGCUUCGGGGCCGACGAGAUAAACAAUAUGUUAAACUGCAGAGGCGUCCGCGGAGAGCUGAAUGCCAUGGCGAUUUACAUCGGAAGUAAAUUGGAGAAUGGGCUCUCUAUGUCUGCGAACGCGAGUGGGGACGCGUUCUUCAUUGGUACGACGGCCAAAGGCGAGCCAGUUACUAGCAACGUGCUAUGGGGUGCAGCCAACUUUGUGUACGAGGCGAUGGAUUAUUACCCAGAUGACAAUUGCCCGAAAGAGCAACGCCAGCAGAAGUUCCGCAAAUGGAGUCGCAGAUAUGCGCUUGAGACCUGGGAGCCCAUGGCGGGGGAAUGCCGAUAUCUAUUUGUACCAGACGGGAUCCUUUCUUGUGUGCGGCCCAUUGGCCGACAGUGGAUCAUCGCGCACCUCAUUUAG
This is a messenger RNA of Phytophthora infestans T30-4, 873 nucleotides long. RefSeq lists its product as uncharacterized. NCBI's taxonomy places the organism in Eukaryota, Oomycota, Peronosporomycetes, Peronosporales, Peronosporaceae. The transcript is spliced from 2 exons. The coding region runs from base 202 to 873 and encodes 223 amino acids. The record is from RefSeq and is a predicted model, not a curated record.